Molecule: messenger RNA, 5341 nt
Organism: Molossus molossus (Pallas's mastiff bat)
Lineage: Eukaryota; Metazoa; Chordata; Mammalia; Chiroptera; Molossidae
Gene: GAB1
Product: GRB2 associated binding protein 1
Exons: 12
Coding region: 52-2265 (737 amino acids)
Source: RefSeq, a predicted model, not a curated record
GCGCCCGCCUGCCUCCCAGCUGCCCGGGUCGGGGCCCGAGAGGCGCGCACCAUGAGCGGCGGCGAAGUGGUCUGCUCGGGAUGGCUCCGCAAGUCCCCCCCGGAGAAGAAGUUGAAGCGUUAUGCAUGGAAGAGGAGAUGGUUUGUGUUGCGCAGUGGCCGUUUAACUGGAGAUCCAGAUGUCUUGGAAUAUUACAAAAAUGAUCACGCCAAGAAGCCAAUCCGUAUUAUUGAUUUAAAUCUGUGUCAGCAAGUCGAUGCUGGAUUGACAUUUAACAAAAAGGAGUUUGAAAACAGCUACAUUUUUGAUAUCAACACCAUUGACCGAAUUUUCUACCUGGUAGCAGACAGUGAGGAAGAGAUGAAUAAGUGGGUCCGUUGUAUUUGUGACAUCUGUGGGUUUAAUCCUACAGAAGAAGAUCCUGUGAAGCCAUCCGGCGGCUCCUUACAAGCACCGGUGGAUUUACCUGCAGCUGUCAUUACACCCCCGGCCGCCCAGGUGGAUGCAUCCUCUGCUGCCCAGCCGCCUCCGUAUCAGCUAAUUAACCUUCCCCCACAUCUGGAAACCCUUGCCAUCCAGGAGGAUCCUCAAGACUACCUCUUGCUCAUCAACUGUCAAAGCAAGAAGCCCGAACCCACCAGCCAAGGGUCAUCUUUUGUUUCUGAAGAAGGAGAGGAAUACCUACUACUAGAAGAUUUUGAAAGCAAAACGAUUCCAUUGCAAACACACGCUGACUCUGCCAAGUCCACCUCCUCCGAAACGGACUGCAACGAUAACGUCCCUGCUCACAAAACCCCUGCUUCCUCCCAGAGCAGACACGGAGUGAACGGCUUCUUCCAGCAGCCGACGGCCUACGACGCCCCGGCGCGGGACGCCAGCCUGUACCACCUGCCCCGCAGCUACUCCCACGACGUGCUGCCCAGGGCGUCCCCGUCCAGCGAGGCCGACGGGGAGCUCUACGUCUUCAACACGCCCUCGGGCACGUCCAGCCUGGAGGCCCAGCUGCGGCACGUGUCCAUGAGUUACGACAUUCCCCCCACGCCCGGUAACACCUACCAGAUUCCACGAACAUUUCCAGACGGAAGCCUGGGCCAGACGGCAAAGCUGGACACUAUUCCAGAUAUCCCUCCACCCCGGCCGCCGAAACCGCACCCGGCGCACGACCGCUCUCCCGUGGACACGGGCGGCGCGGCCCCCGACGGCAGUUACAGCGUUCCCACCGCGGGCCUGCCGCCGUCCCGCAGCAACACCAUCUCCACCGUGGACCUGAACAAGCUGCGGAAAGAUGCUACUUCUCAAGACUGCUAUGAUAUUCCACGGACAUUUCCAAGUGACAGAUCUAGUUCCCUUGAAGGCUUCCAUAACCACUUUAAAAUCAAAAAUGUGUUGACAGUGGGAAGUGUGUCAAGUGAAGAGCUGGAUGAGAACUACGUGCCGAUGAACCCCAACUCCCCGCCCAGGCAGCAUUCCAGCAGUUUCACGGAACCAAUUCAGGAAGCAAAUUAUGUGCCCAUGACCCCAGGGACAUUUGAUUUCUCUUCAUUUGGAAUGCAAGUGCCGCCUCCUGCUCAUAUGGGCUUCAGGUCCAGCCCAAAGACCCCUCCCAGAAGGCCCGUUCCUGUUGCAGACUGUGAACCACCCCCCGUGGACAGGAACCUCAAGCCGGACAGAAAAGGUCAAAGUCCUAAAAUUUUAAGACCCAAACCCCAUGGUUUAGAGCGAACUGAUUCACAAACCAUACGUGACUUUGCUACAAGAAGAAAGGCCAAGCCAGCACCUUUAGAAAUAAAACCUUUGCCAGAAUGGGAAGAAUUACAAGCCCCAGUCAGAUCUCCCAUCACUAGGAGUUUUGCUCGAGACUCCUCCAGAUUCCCCAUGUCUCCCCGACCGGAUUCAGUGCACAGCACAACCUCAAGCAGUGACUCGCACGACAGUGAAGAGAAUUAUGUCCCCAUGAACCCAAACCUAUCCUGUGAAGACUCAAGUCUUUUUGGCAGUAACAGCCUUGACGGAGGGAGCAGCCCCAUGAUCAAGCCCAAAGGAGACAAACAAGUGGAAUACCUCGAUCUCGAUUUAGAUUCUGGGAAAUCCACACCACCCCGGAAACAAAAGAGCAGUGGCUCCGGAAGCAGUGUGGCGGACGAGAGAGUGGAUUACGUUGUGGUCGACCAACAGAAGACCCUAGCUCUGAAGAGCACCCGAGAGGCCUGGACAGAUGGGAGACAGUCCACAGAAUCCGAAACACCAGCCAAGAGCGUGAAAUGAAAACGUUGCUCCGCUGUGUCUGAACAAAAGAGAACGGAACUGUAAAGACGAACCCCGUUUCGCUGAAGAUGACACCCCUGCGCUCGGUAGAUCUUCAGCUGAGUCCAGUGGAAGCCAAAGGACUUUUCAGACAUAAUCAAGCAAUUUACACUGUCAAUGGUGCUUUGUGGUAUCUGAACAAUUCGUAACAUGUAAACUAUAUGGGAAAAUAGUGUUACGUAGCUCCCAGAAAGAAAGAAAAAAUUGGUUCCGUAGUUAACACACUUGUAGUAUUACUGUAUUUAUGCACUUUUUCAUUUAAAACAUUGGUUGGGGUAUUAGCAGAUGUACCUUAACAUAAUUCCUUUGCGAGUUUUUGUUUUUCCUCACACUACUCUAGAUAACAGUACUAAGUUAACUAAGCUACUUUUAGAUUUGUAAAUUGCUCUUUAAGCUUCAGUGUAACAUUAAGAGGAGAAGUAGACUCACAAUUGACCGGUCCACCUGACACCUCAGGUGGUAAUCGUUAAACUACAUAGUUGGACUCCUCAAUCAUUGCCUUCUAGAAUGCUAAGGAUAAUAUAUGACUGGCAUUAGGACCUAGUUCUCUGGUUCAUGAUGUACAGUUAGUUCUCAGUGGUAGAACUUUGUUGUAUUUUGUUAAUUACAGUGUUCUUAGUUCGUUGAGUGAAGAUUCUGCCGGGUGGGAUCUUGUACCUUGGAAAGACUGAAUAAUUACACCACCGGGUAAGCCUACAGGUCACUGAUGGCAUGCAGUGAUGAUACGCUCUCACACCUGUUAACAUGUAUUAAACUUUACAUUAUUUGCAAAACAUAGUUUAUAUAACUAAUCAGGUACGUACCAGGCACUGAUGUGCUAAUACACUGAUCAGGUUUAGACAGUGAGCUUUAGUUGUGUUCUCUUUAGUCCUAAUGUCUGGUUUCCAAUUUGGAAUUAAUGACACAGUUGACAUUCACUGUUAGUUAUAGCAACAUACUGUGAUUUUUUAAUUAGUAAUUCAGAUUUAUUACUCUAAGAAUGAAACUCUAUCUUUUGAGACCAUAGUGCCCUUUCUAUGAUUUUUUUAAAAAAACUUUACUUAAUAUUCUUCUUGGCCUUAUAUUUAAAUCCCUAUGCAAUUAAUAUUUUAUACCUGCAUUUAAAAAAAAUAUAUAGAUGUUACCUAAGUAAGUGAUUCUCAUAUGUAGCACCUGUUGCUUUUCCAGUAAAAAAAAAAAAAAUUAAGGAUUUUAUACUGUGAUUUAUAUUCACUGUCCCAGUUCAAGAAAUAUUGGAGUCUUGCUAUAAUGUGAAAUCUUAUAGUCAUGGCAAACCACAUUUCUGUAACCACCAGAGGAAUCGUGUAUUCUGUCUCACCUACAACAUGGCCCUGUGACAUGGAUAUCAAGACUACAAAUUAUAGUGAGGCUACAAUUAUAUUUAUCUGUCUUAGCUUUGCUACGUAAUUUAGAAAGCAGGUAGAGUUGUUCGUUUGUUAACUAAAUGACAUACAAUCUCUUAUGUAUUGAAUUGAGACCUACUAACAGUUUUUAGAGGGGCAUAGGGAUUGGAGUGCCCGCAGCUGAGCCUGGCCUCCCUCCUUUCAGACCUCGGUGCCUGAGUACACAGAUGUGCCCUGAUUUCUGCCUCAGCCAUAGUACUGUGCUUAAUCAAUGUUAUGGGUUUAUUUUCCCCUCCACAAACUAAAAAUGUUCAUAACAAGAUGAUGAAUUGUAGCCUAGUAACAUUUGAUGCUUUUAAAUGUUUGCUUUUUUUUUAAAACAAAAGCUAUAAACCCAGAAGUGAAUUUUGAGGUGGAUUUUUAAAUAAAAAGAUUGUUUGAGUUUGGCGUGCGCAAGCUGUUUUGUAAUGAAACCACAAAAUAAAAUCUAAAAUCAUUGAAAUGUGCCUGAACAUUCAAAACAACGCAGUGGAUGUGUGACGAUACGAAGGUGUGUUACAUAGAGGAAGACCAUAUUUUGAGAUUAAAACACAACCAUAAUUAAAAAAUAGAAAUCUUGUUUAAAGCUGCCUAUCAGAAGAGUCUAAGGCAAUUAAGAACUUUUUAGUGUGAUUUCUUUAUUACAAGUUACCAUUUUUUAAAGAUCUGCAACAUUAAUGUGGAGAAUUGUCCCCAUUUUGCACAGGAAUUUAAGAAUUGAAAUGUCUUAGGCAGCUUGUUUCAGAUAUUGAACAUUGUAUUAACAAAUUAAAUUGAAACACAUUUUCUUAUAGAACACUAUUUGCCAAACAUUUUAUAGCACUAGAGUCUUUUUAAAAUAAAAUCGUGUGUAACCCCAAUACAGAAAGCCUGAAAAGAUUAUUUUAUCAGUAUAAAUGCAUUUGAAGUUCACAUUUAUAUUCACAUAUUUUAGCCCAUGACUAAGACUAAUAUUUCUGAAUAACACAAAUAUGUACCUUGUUUUAUUUUAAUACUGUCAAGGCAAUUUUUACUCACACAAAUGUAUUGAAGUGCAGAUAAUUACAGGUUUUAAACCUCUCAGGAGGUUCCUAAAGUUGUAUGCCAAGGUUGAUAACAAAAUAAAUUACCCUGGUAAUGGAAGUUAAUGCAUAAGCAAUCUACAGUAUGGGAAAAUCGGGGUAUGUAGAAGACUAGGAUGUGCAUUUUUAUUAAGUUUUUAAAAUAUGUACUUACAAAACAAAAUUUGAGUCAAACCCUUCUAAUACCCGUGAUGACCUCCAGGGCGCUGAGCUUCAGUCCGGCCUGGGUUGAAAACCACUGGUUUAAUCAUGUGACAGUUACAAGUCAGAAGUCCUUUUCUCCCACGUGCUUGAUGUUAUCUACCUUGUAUUUCUUAUUUUGAAAAACUGUACAAUUUCAUAAAGGUUGGAAUACCAAAGCACAGAUCUGUUUUAAAAAAUCAAAAUUCAAACUUGAAUAAUGUAAGCUAUUUAACCCAAGGAGGGUAUUGCUUAGUAAGCUAUAAAAAAUGGUUUUUACCUACAUUCUAGUUUAUACAUUUUCAUCUUUAUCAGUACCAUAUAAGCUACUGGGAGCAUUUUAGAGAAUUUCAUAAAGGUACGAUGUGUGUGUGUGUGUAUAUAUAUGUAUAACAUUGUAUUUAAUCAUUGACU